GUGUAAGUCAGUAAAAAGGAAGGUUUGUAUUCUUUAUUUACAUGCAUAUUGUUCAUUGGUGUUAUGAGCUAUAUUUUUAACAACAUCUAUCUAUUUAUGAAAUACGGUUUUAAAAUUUCUUUAUUGUAGUCAGAUUAAAUACUAUUUUGAAUUUCCCGCUUCAUGUAAACUUUCUUUCAAAGUGAAAAUAGAGUUACUCCCCUUUGAAUAUACCAUGUUUCACUUUAGCCGGUUUAGGAACACUUCUGCAUUGCUGUAUUUACAUAUAACUACAACUGUCUUCAGGUGUGUCUCAACGAUGUCUGGAACAAUGAGAGCUGUAAACUUUGAACCCGGUGGUCCAGAGAAUCUACGGAUAGGAUCAGUGCCCGUUCCAAAACUCCGAGAGAAAGAAGUACUCCUGAAAGUGUAUGCCACAGCAAUCAACAGGGCUGAUACUCUGCAGAGGAAAGGUCUUUACCCCCCACCCCCUGGGGAGUCGGACAUCCUCGGACUGGAGGCCGUGGGAAUAGUAGAGAAGUUAGGAUCGGGAUGUGUCAAGACAUGGAAGAUCGGGGACCGAGUUAUGGUGCUGCUCCCAGGUGGGGGUAAUGCUGAGUUUGUGGCAAGCAGAGAGGAGCUGUUGAUGCCUGUCCCAGACAACAUGGAGUUCAACCAGGCAGCAGCCAUACCUGAGGUCUGGCUCACAGCAUUCCAGCUUUUAUUUCUUGUUGGCAAAGUGAAGAAGAAUGACACGGUGCUGAUACACGCCGGUGGUAGCGGGGUGGGAACCGCCGCGGUGCAGCUCUGUCGACAGUUCGGAGCCCGCGCCAUUGUGGUGGCCGGAUCUCAAGAGAAGAUCGACUUUGCAAAAUCUUUGGGGGCAGAAGAAGGCUUUAAUUACAAGGAGUCAAUGUUUGAGCCAAAAGUUCUGAAACACACUGAUGGGAAGGGAGUAGACCUGAUAUUGGACUGUGUGGGAGGAUCUUUCUUCAGCCAGAACAUCAACUCCAUAGCUACAGAGGGUACAUGGGUCGUGUAUGGCCUCAUGGGUGGGAGGACAAUAGAUACAGGAGAUCAUUUAGGCAAAAUCCUACAGAAGAGGAUCACCAUAGUGGGGUCCACACUGAGGGCCAGGUCAAUACAGUAUAAGGAAUCUCUGAUAGCUGAUUUUACACAGCGGGCCCUGCCCCACUUCAGCAGUGGCGAGUUCCGGCCCAUCAUUGACACCACCCUCCCUCUGGACAGUAUCCAGGAGGCCCACACCCUGAUGGAGUCCAACAAGACCACUGGCAAAAUCGUCCUCCAGGUCAGGGACCAGGUCAAGGACGAACUCUAGUGAACUCAGUAAUCAUAGACUGAUCUCAAGUAGAGGAGAACUCUUGGUCACUCAUUAAUCUGUGAAUCGUGAAUUAAGUGAUCGCAGAAUUAAGAAUGGGAUCAGGGACUGGGCAGCGCCACACAGACUACAGUUUAUAGACAAUGUAUUAAGAUAAGGUGCACUUGUUUGUUGAUUUCUUACAUUAAUAAAGUUAACCUAUUUUUUUUUA
Magallana angulata is the source of this 1529-nucleotide messenger RNA. Its product is annotated as quinone oxidoreductase PIG3-like. Bases 215 to 1318 code for a protein of 367 amino acids. Lineage: Eukaryota; Metazoa; Mollusca; Bivalvia; Ostreida; Ostreidae. The transcript has 8 exons. The record is from RefSeq and is a predicted model, not a curated record. Gene Ontology annotation, molecular function: quinone binding; quinone reductase (NADPH) activity; NADPH binding.